GAGCGCUCCAGACGAGGUUCCCCUUUUCUCCGUGUGAGUUCCACACCUGCAACUUCCACGUUAGCGUUUGUUUCUGUUGCUUCUGGUGGCCUGUGGUCAAUUGGAGAACGCACGCCUUAUGCCAGACAAUUCGGCUUUGAGACAAGUUUCUAAGUGGAGGUUUUAAGAAUGCAUCCACACCGAAUGAUCCCAGUGGAAGAGUCUAGAAGAAAUAUUUCCCCAAUUACGUGAGACUGUAUCGCUUUGUGUCAGUGACACUUAAGGGUUGUUGACAUUUAUCUAGAACUCUUGUUGACAUUCCUUGUUCUUCGUUUGUUUGCUAGUUGUAACUAGUUGUAACAAGUUGCAACAAUAAGAAAUCGAGUGUUUCUUCGUAAGUAAGCUCUUAAAAAUGACUGGGUCUCAAGGAGAUGGGACUACCGCAAAUGACGAGCCUCAAGACGCAAAAAGUGAACUUUCUGCUUUUGGAGUCAGAGACACUAGUAGUGAAUAUAGUAUAUCUAGUAUGUCUGCACAAAGCACUGGUGAUGAAUGCUUCCGAUCCCCAUGUCAUGCUGAGAACAGCAUGGCUCGAAUGGAAUCUUAUUUACAGCUUGGACAGCUCACAGAUGUUGUGCUUAUUGCCGGUACUAAACGCAUUCCUGCUCACCGAUUAAUUCUGAGCGCUGGAUCUGAAUAUUUCUCUGCAAUGUUUACAAAUGGACUGAGAGAAACAAACCUAAGUGAGAUAGAACUUCAAGAUGUUGAUGGCUCUGCUUUGAAUGCCCUGGUGCAAUAUUGUUAUACAGGGCGAGUGGAACUCAGGGAGGAUACUGUUGAAACUCUGCUGGCAACAGCUUGCCUCCUUCAGCUCCCAGCAGUGGUCACAGCAUGCUGUAACUUUCUCCGGAGACAACUUCACCCAUCAAACUGUAUUGGUAUCUGUCUAUUUGCUGAUCAACAGGGGUGUGCUGAUCUCCAACAAGCUGCUCAUGCAUAUACUACUGAACAUUUCAUGGAAGUUGUUCGUAACCAGGAGUUCCUGCAGCUUUCUCCUGAACAGGUCUCUAAACUUCUUGCCUCCGAUGAUCUCAACGUUCCAAAUGAAGAGGCUGUCUUUCUUGCUUUAAUGGGAUGGUUGAAACAUGACUUAACUAGUAGAAAGAAUGACCUGGGAAACUUACUUGCGUAUGUGAAACUCCCACUACUGCCUCCCUCAUUUAUUGCAGAUCACAUUGAAACCAACCCCAUGUUCAAGGACAUCCGUGCUUGCCAGGACCUCAUUAUGGAGGCACUUAAAUAUCAUCUCCUACCUGAAAGGAGGCCCCUUUUACAAUCUGCUAGAACUCAUCCUCGCAAGUCAACAGUAGGAUCUUUGUAUGCUAUUGGCGGGAUGUAUGCGAAGAAAGGAGCCACCAACAUUGAAAGGUAUGACUUACGAUCAGAUUCUUGGCAUCAUGUUGAUGAGAUGAAUGGACGCCGUCUUCAAUUUGGUGUUGCUGUAGUGGAUGGAAAAGUUUUUGUUGUUGGUGGUAGAGAUGGUCUAAAAACAUUAAAUAGUGUAGAAUGCUAUGACCCCAAUACAAAGACGUGGGCAACACUUCCAUCAAUGUCAACUCAUCGUCAUGGCCUAGGUGUUGGAGUAUUAGAGGGUCCUUUGUAUGCUGUUGGUGGGCAUGAUGGAUGGAGUUACCUCAAUACUGUUGAAAGGUGGGAUCCUCAGGCUUGUCAGUGGAGUUAUGUGGCUCCAAUGUCUUCUCAACGGUCGACCGUUGGUGUGGCUGUCUUGAACAACAAAUUGUAUGCAGUUGGGGGCAGAGAUGGGUCUUCAUGUUUACGUUCGGUUGAAUGUUAUGAUCCACAUACGAAUAAGUGGGUAGCAUGCUCUCCAAUGGCUAAAAGAAGGGGUGGUGUUGGAGUUGGUGUUGCGAAUGGUUAUUUGUAUGCAAUGGGAGGCCAUGAUGCACCUGCUUCAAAUCCCUCUGCUUCUCGUUUUGAUUGUGUUGAAAGAUAUGAUCCAAAAACUGAUACAUGGACAAUGGUUGCAUCUAUGAGCAGUGGUAAAGAUGGCAUUGGUGUGAUACUGUUUGGGGAUAAGCUCUUCAGUGUUGGAGGCUACGAUGGACAUCAUUAUAAGACUUCAGUGGAGGUGUAUGACCCUCAGACCAAUGAGUGGUCUCAGGCCGCAUCGCUCAAUACUGGACGUGCUGGCACCUGCCUUGUUGUCUGGAAAAACUAAGGUGAGUUAUAUUUUUACUGGUAUUUCAACCAUUUAGGACUGGGGCCAAAAAUAUAAAUAAAAAAAAUGUAAAAAUAAGAAAUGUUGAAUGCAGAGUAUUACCAUGUUAUGGGAGGUAGAUUAAUUAUCUCUACCUGCAUGACAAUUUCUGUAAACCACUGAGUUUUGUUCACACGCACUCAGCUUCAUGGUGAUGUUUAAGAAUUACCUCUCCAUAAAAAUACAUUCUUCUUUUGUUACCAAUUACUUGAAGACAAAUUUGUAUUCAGUUACUAUAUUAAGUUUUAUUUUUGUUUUUUGGAGUUUUAAAGAAAUAUAAGUAUCUAUCUAACACUUGUAGCUCUAAUGACAGUCAUGAGAGGAGAGGACCUUCUUUCUUAUGCUUUAGUACAUACAUAGAAGCAAAGAAUGGUAACAAGAUUCGAAAUGUACAGUUUGGUUUAGUUUUGUUAGCACAUGCUAACGUACAUUAGCAUAUUUAAUUUCUUAUGUACGUAUCUAGAUGGGCAUAAUUUUAACUAUUUUAGCCACUUUUGAUUCAUUACUACAAUGAGUGCACUUUUUAUUUGAUAAUAGACUCGGUAAAUGAUAAGGUGACAGCAAUAAUCUCAACUUUAAACGUCAUUUACUCUCUUCCAAAUCCAAGAAAUCAGAAAACAUAGUUUUGAUAACCACUGCCCUGAAAUGAGUUAUUAGAUAACUUUCCAAUUCUGUGCAUUCUGUACUUGUGAUUUUGUUUUUUCCUAUUAAUAUGACAGUCUGUACUUCUGUCACAUCAGAAAUUCCAGAUUUUAAAACUGUGAUUUAGUUGUAGUAAAACUUUGUUUGUGUAAUGUUGAGAGAGACUUCUAGUUUGCCUUCUUUUGCAUUCUACUUUUGUGCUUGCCAGAUAAACAUGCUGUUCUGCCAGUUCAGACAACAGAGUUGUUAGAAAAUUACAAAUUUUUUUUCCUCCGACUGAGCAAACACUGUGUUUUAUUUUAAUUUGAGAUUACACUAUUUAUUCGCACAAUUGUUCCCAGCGGACCUGCGGACAUAGGUUUGUCAAAAUGGUUUUAAACUGAGAUAAAGUCAAAUUUUUAGAUAUUUUUUAAUGUUUGGAUGAUGGUUGGAAUUAAUUUAAAUUUCCAAUUGGCCGGUGAAAAAUGUUGUUCAACAGCUGCUCUUUUUUUACUCAAUAUCUGCUUCCGGCUCAAACAAUUAAAUGUUUUUCUGCCCAUCUCCAUUUCUAAGUCUUUAGCAACCUAAGUAGGUGGACUUUGUAAGUUUUACUGUUACUGACGAAUGGUAUUUCUCAGUAUUUGGACCAAACACAUUUUUUGUGAUUGAAUUUUUGUCUGUUUAACUGGAAGGUAUUUUAUCAUCUCUUGCAAUCUCAUGCAUACAUUCUUUCUUAUUAUGCAUUUAACAUGUAUCUGGCAGUAUUGAAUUGUGUGUUUAUUCUUUUAAGUUGUUUUUUUUUCUUCUUUGUACUUAUAUAUGAGCAAAAUGCUAAUACUCAAUAGGUAUUCAAACAGCUUUGUAUCAGUCUGAUUCAUAUUCGAUGAUGGAAUGCAGAGUGUGUCUGGAGGAUGUGGGUGUUGUCUGUCCAUGGUGAUCUUUAAAGUUUGUUAAAAAUGAAAGUUUUAUUACUAAAAUAUAAGUUGUAAGCUGAAAAUGUAAAACAUUGAAGAUGGCAUGUA
Messenger RNA from Frankliniella occidentalis (western flower thrips), 3900 nucleotides. RefSeq names its product kelch-like protein 5. The record is from RefSeq and is a predicted model, not a curated record. Bases 392 to 2218 code for a protein of 608 amino acids. The transcript is spliced from 14 exons. Lineage: Eukaryota; Metazoa; Arthropoda; Insecta; Thysanoptera; Thripidae. Gene Ontology annotation, molecular function: protein binding.